Molecule: messenger RNA, 7754 nt
Organism: Astyanax mexicanus (Mexican tetra)
Lineage: Eukaryota; Metazoa; Chordata; Actinopteri; Characiformes; Acestrorhamphidae
Gene: ntng2b
Product: netrin g2b
Exons: 15
Coding region: 805-6120 (1771 amino acids)
Source: RefSeq, a predicted model, not a curated record
CGUGUGUGUGUGUGUGUGUUUUCUGUCCUUCAGCGCGCGGGGUAAAUCCUCCUCGCGCUCUAAAGUGCAGAAGCAGCAGAAGCGCGAGCGGCGCCGGACGCAGCGCGCGGGAACUCCACCGUUCUUACUGCUCUGAAGCUCGUGCCGCGCUCGCGCUCAGAAGUAGGACACUGGGCUUGCGCGCGCAGCGAAACUGCAGCGAGUUAAAAAAAGACGGAGAAACACGCAGGAAGCGCGUCCGCGCGCACCGGGGGAGCAGUUACCGGCACACCGGCGCGGCUCACGUGAGGGAAGCGCCGCCGGCGCGGGGAGGAAGAGGAGGAGGAGAAGGAGGAGGAGCACGAGCACUCACUCAGCACGCGGGACAGAGAGAGACUCGGCCCGGUGGUGCAGAACACUGUUCAGAAGUUUCUGAGCUCUCUUUUGGAUCUUUGCUCGCGCACCAGCGGGCGUCUCCUCGCCCCGAUGAGGGAAAAGAAACGGCGGCCGAGGACCAACAGGUUGGAGCACAGUGCAGCAGCAGCGUCUGAGGAGGACCUGAGGGAGAGCACAGGUGAUCCGCACUGAUCGAAAUGAGCUGGACAGCAACAAAAACUCUCCCAAACUUUACAGAUAAUCUGUAGAACUCUGAGAGCGCAUGAACAUAUCGAGAACUCAAGGCUUUUCCCGCUGAGGGACACGUGCAGGGCGAUCAUGGCAAAGUCUCCAGACGUUUCCACUUGACCGCUGUUCCAUGUUAACGUCCCCUUCCUCUGAAGUUCCAGUGGACCCCCUCCCUCCCCUCCCGUUUCCGGUGCUCCUGUCAUGCUGGUGCAGGUGACGCUCCUCUCUCCGCUGCUGCUGCUGCUGCUGCACGCGCCGGUGCUGACCCAGGCCCAGUACGACAUGUGCCGGUCGCUCGUGAGCACGGACGACGGCGCCGUGUGGGAGCAGUAUGCCUGCCAGCCCAAAUCACAGGACAUGAAGGACCACAUGCGGAUCCGGGUGGAGCCUCCAGGUAUCACUUGUGGAAACCCGCCGGAGAGAUUCUGCACGCUGGAGAAUCCGUAUCUGUGCAGUGACGAAUGUGAUGCAUCUAAUCCAGACCUGGCCCACCCGCCCCAGCUAAUGCAAGACCGCGAGCGGGGCGGUCUCGUCACCUACUGGCAGACAGUGACGUGGAGCCGCUAUCCCGAGCCGCUGCUGGCCAACAUCACUCUGUCGUGGAAUAAAAGCCUGGAGCUGACCGACGACAUCCAGAUCACCUUUGAGUACGGCCGGCCCACCGUCAUGGUGCUGGAGAAGUCCCUCAACUACGGCCGAACGUGGCAGCCAUUCCAGUACUACGCCGACGACUGCCAAGACGCGUUCUCCAUACCUCCCCGACGCGUUCAGGACCUGACGGCGGCAAACGUCACGCGAGUCAUCUGCACCGAGGACCACUCCCGCUGGGUGGGCUCCAAGAAUGACAAGGUGGUGAGCUUCCAGGUGCGGCCGCGAUUCGCCAUCUUCGCCGGGGAAAAGCUGGUAAACAUGGAUGGCCUGUACACGCGCAUGGAGAGCAUGAAGGGCCUGCGUGACUUCUUCACCUUCACCGACCUGCGGCUGCGGUUAUUGAGGCCCGCGCUCGGGGGGACGUACGUGCAGAGGGACAACCUGCUUAAGUAUUUCUACGCCAUCUCCAACAUUGAGGUGAACGCCAGGUGUAAGUGUAACCUGCACGCGUCGCAGUGUAACAUGGUGGACGGGAAUCUGCAGUGUGUGUGUGAUCACAACACCACAGGUCAGGACUGCCAGCGCUGCAAAAAAGGCUACAAAGCCAAGAGCUGGAAAGCGGGGUCCUACCUGCCCACCCCUAACGGCACCCCGAACACAUGUGCACAGGCCGGUACUUCCUCUGGUUCCACCACUCCAGAGAUCAUCACAGCACUCAUCAGUGAGUUCAUCACCCGGUGCCCAGACCCCACAAAGGAGACUCCGCCCACCAAGCCAUUCCUUACAGACCUUCCGCCAAUUACAAUGGCUGAUACACCCACUACAACUCAGGCUGAACCUGCUCUACCUACCACAACCGAACCUCUGCCCCCUUCACUUCUUGCCAAUGAGCAGAUUGAAGCUCUGCCCUCUAUAGCCACACCCCCAGAGGAGAAGGAUGAGCUUAUUGUGGAAAGGGAAGCCAACAGAGAACAAGUCACUCCAGAACCAGAGCAAAUCAAUCCAGUGUCUGAAGCCGUCAGGCCCAUACCAGAGAGUGGUGAGGAACUCUGGGAGACAGAAGGAGAAAAAGAGAAGGAGGGCAGAAAAGAGACAGAGAUAGAAGCAUCAGAGGAAAAGGAAAGAGAACGAAAAGAAGACACAGAAGACAAAGGAUGGGGAGAGAAAGAAAGAGAAAAAGCAGAAGAUGCUGAAAAAGAAGAAGCAGAGAGCAACAUAUGGUCAGAACAAGUGGAUGGGUUUAAAAGAAAAAUAUCUUCUGAAAGCGAAGAAAUUGAAAGUCUUUCCAAAAGAAAUGAUGAAAAAAGGAGAUCUGAAAACAACGAGAGAGGCAGACUUUCAGAAAAACAAGAUGAAAGAGAGUGGAAAGAAACACCAUUAGAAAGAGAGGAAAUAGAGAGAUCCCCUGAAAAGGAAGGUACAGAAAGUAUGUCAGAAAAAGAAGAAAGGUCCUCUGAAAACGAGUGGGAGGAAAGAACCUCAGAAAGAGAGAGAUUCCCUGAAAAGGGGCCUUCAGAAAGAGAAGAAGGAUGGAAGAUAUAUUUAGAAAGAGAGGAGAGGGAACCAGAGGAAGACACAGAAGAGAAAAAAAAGGGACAGACAGGAAGAGAAAAAGGAGAAGAGGCUGAAGAAGACAGAGAAGAGGAAGAAGAAGGAGCAGAGAGCAAGAGGUGGUCAGAAGUAGUGGAGGAGUUUAAAAGAGAAAGAUCAUCUGAAAAAGAGAGGAAGGAAAAAAACUCAGAAAGAGAAGAGCGAGAAAAAUCUUCAAAAAGAGAAGAAGAACAAGAGAGAGUAGAACCUUCAGAAACAGAAGAUGAAUUUGAGAGAUCAUCUAAAAAAGAAGAGAGAGAAAGAGAGAGAUCUGAAGAAAAAGAGGAAAGAGGAAGACCUUCAGAAAGAGAGAGAUCUUCAGAAAAAGAGGAAAGAGGAAGUCCUUCAGAAAGAGAAGAAGAAAGAGAGAGAUCUUUAGAAAAAGAGGAAAGAGGAAGUCCUUCAGAAAGAGAAGAAGAAAGAGAGAGAUCUGAAGAAAAAGCGGAAAGAGGAAGACCUCCAGAAAGAGAAGAAGAAAGAGAGAGAUCUUCAGAAAAAGAGGAAAGAGGAAGUCCAUCAGAAAGAGAAGAAACAAGAGUAAGGCCUUCUGAAUUAGAGAAGAGGGUGAAACCUUCAGAAAGAGAGGAAAAAGAAAGAUUUUUAGAGAGAGAAGAGGAAAAGGAGAGAUAUUUAGAAAGAGAAAAAGAAAUAUCUGAAAAUGAGGAGAGAGGAAGACCUUCAGAAAGAGAAGAAGAAAGAGAGAGAUCUAAAGAAAGAGGGGAGAGAGGAAUGCUGUCAGAAAGAGAAAAAUCUUUGGAAAAAGAGGAGAGAGAAAAACCUUCAAAAAGAAAAGAAGAAAGAGAGAGAUCUGAAAAAGAGGAGAGAGGAAGACCUUCAGAAAGAGAGGAGAGAGGAAGACCUUCAGAAAGAGAAGAAGAAACAGAGAGAUCUGAAAAAGAGGAGAGAGGAAGACCUUCAGAAAGAGAAGAAGAAAGAGAGGAGAGAGGAAGACCUUUAGAAAGAGAAGAAGAAAGAGAGGAGAGAGGAAGACCUUUAGAAAGAGAAGAAGAAAGAGAGAAAUCUGAAAGAGAAGAGAGAAUGAGAGCUUUAGAAAGAGAAGAAGAAAGAGAGGGGAGAGGAAGACAUUCUGGAAGAAAGGAAGAAAGAGAGAGAUCUGAAAAAGAAGAGAGAGGAAGACAUUCUGGAAGAAAGGAAGAAAGAGAGAGUUCUGAAAAAGAGGAGAGAGCAAAACCUUCAGAAAGAGAAGAAAAAAAAGAGGAGAGAGGAAGACCUUCAGAAAGAGAAGAAGAAAGAGAGGAGAGAAGAAAACCUUCAGAAAGAGAAGAAGAAAGAGAGGAGAGAGGAAGACCUUCAGAAAGAGAAGAAGAAAGAGAGAGAUCUGAAAGAGAGGAGAGAAAGACCCCUUCAGAUAGAAAAGAAGAAAUAGAGAGAUCUUCAGAAAGAGAGGAGAGAGGAAGACAUUCUGGGAGAAAGGAAGAAAGAGAGAAAUCUGAAAAAGAGGAGAGAGAAAGACCUUCAGAAAGAGAAGAAGAAAAAGAGAGAUCUGAAAAAGAGGAGAGAGAAAAACCUUCAGAAAGAGAAGAAGAAAGAGAGAUAUCUAAAAAAGCGGAGAGAGAAAGACCUUCAGCAAGAGAAGAAGAAAGAGAGAAAAGAGGAAGACAUUCAGGAAGAAAGGAAGAAAGAGAGAGAUCUGAAAACGAGGAGAGAGAAAGACCUUCAGAAAGAGAAGAAAAAAGAGAGGGGAGAGGAAGACCUUCAGAAAGAGAAGAAGAAAGAGAGGAGAGAGGAAGACCUUCAGAAAAAGAAGAAAAAGGAGAGGAGAGAGGAAGACCUUCAGAAAAAGAAGAAAAAAGAGAGGAGAGAGGAAGACCUUCAGAAAGAGAAGAAGAAAGAGAGGAGAGAGGAAGACCUUCAGAAAGAGAAGAAGAAAGAGAGGAGAGAGGAAGACCUUCAGAAAAAGAAGAAAAAGGAGAGGAGAGAGGAAGACCUUCAGAAAGAGAAGAAGAAAGAGAGGAGAGAGGAAGACCUUCAGAAAGAGAAGAAGAAAGAGAGGAGAGAGGAAGACCUUCAGAAAAAGAAGAAGAAAGAGAGGAGAGAGGAAGACAUUCAGAAAGAGAAGAAGAAAGAGAGGAGAGAGGAAGACCUUCAGAAAGAGAAGAAGAAAUAGAGGAAAGAGUACGACCUUUAGAAAGAGAAGAAGAAAGACCUUCAGAAGUGGAAAAAGAAGGAGAGAGGUCUGAAGAAAGAGAGGAGAGAAGACCUUCAGAAAGAAAAGAAGAAAGAGAGAGGUCUGAAAGAGAUGAGAGAGGAAGCCCGUCAGAACGAGAAGAAGAAGAAAAAGGGAGAUCCUCUGAAAGACAAGAGAUAGAGACAACCUCAAAAAAAGUAGAGCGUAAGGAAUCACCUGAAAGAGAAGGAAGAGGACACGGGGGACAUGGAGGACAUGGAGGACAUGGAGGAGGAAAACAUGGUGGAGUAUCCUCAGAAAAAGGAGGGAGAGGUCACUCCUCAGAGAGGCCUGAAGAGAGAGCUAAAAACGAGCGAGAAACAGAAAAGUACACAAAAAAUAAGGAAGAGAAAGAAAAACCCUCAGAAAAGGAGCGAGAAAAAGAGCAUGGAAUGAGACGGCACUCUGAGAGAGGGGAAGAAAGAGAGAGGUCUUUUGAGAAAGAAAGUUCUCAUGUAAGAGAGGAAAAAGAGAACCGCUUUGAAACAGAAUGGGAGAAGACAGACAAAAUAGAAGACAAAGACCAUGAAAAUAAGAAAGCUCUGUUGAAGUUUCUGCUGUCUGGAGGACCUCAGCCUAUGAGGCUAAAGGGCAUCAUAUAUGAUGACUUUAAAGACUGUGAGUGUUAUGGCCAUUCCAACCGCUGCAGCUACAUUGACUACCUGAACAUUGUCACAUGUGUGAGCUGCAAACACAACACCCGUGGCCAGAACUGCCAGCACUGUCGCAUGGGCUACUACAAGAACGCCUCUGCAGAGCUUGACGAUGAGAGCGUGUGUGUCGAGUGUGGCUGUAACCAGAUGGGCUCCCUCCAUGACCGGUGUAACGGCACUGGAUUCUGCCAGUGUAAAGACGGCACCACAGGGACUAAGUGCGACGAGUGUUUUCCUGGUUACUACUGGAAACAGGGCUGCUACCAGAACGUGUGUGAUGAAGAGCUGCAGAUGUGUCAGAACGGCGGCACGUGCUUUCAGAACCAGCGCUGCAUCUGCCCGCCUGACUAUAAAGGCGUCCUGUGCCAGCACUCGCGCUGCGAAGGUGGGAAGAAGUGCAGCCACGGCGGCAGCCCCCCUACUGCGACCGUGACGAGCCUCGCUCUGCUGCAGCUGAGCCUCCUGACCACGCUACUGCUGACCACCGCACCCUGACACUCCCUCCGUCCUCCUUACACACCUAAACAAACAUACACACACCCACACACACCCACAGGGGCGUAGAGCUGAGGACCUCACCCCAACACGGGAGCUCACGUGACUGAUUGCUGCUGUGGGAGACAGAUGAAAUGACAGACAAACAAACAAACAAACUAAGUAACUAACAAAAGAACUCGUCAUGAGACAUUUUGUUGUUGUUUUUUAAAUCACAAAGGAAAAUCAUACCAAAAAAUAUAUUUAACACACAAAACAAACACACCCACUGCACCAGUGAGUACGGACGCUUUGCGGGAAGGGGCGGAGUUACAGCAGCUUCACUUCCUGCGCCGCCACCCCUUGACCUCAACCUACAGCCAGCGCUGCACCUUUCUGCACUUCCGAUUGGCUGAGUACUGAGGAAGCGAGGAAGAGUCUGGAAACACAGGUGCUGUUUUCACAGUACAGAGACGAGCUUCGCCCUCACGAGGUCACAGAGCUCUGCUGCUGUUGUUUUUUUUUUUGUCUGUUUUUGUUUAUUUUUUGAUAUUACAAUAUGAAUAUGUUAAAAUAUAAUAAGCUCAAGGAAAAGACAAAAAAGAGGAAGAGAAAAGGUAAAAGGUUACAAAUCAGUAAAUAUUAAUGAUGUAACUUUGAUAAAGUAUGACUUUAGGCACCACAGUUAGAGAGAGGCACACAGUAUAUUAAGAACACUCACACUGUAACUGAGCCAAUUUACGAAACAGGUGCCAUUUUUACAUUUGCAAUUUGGGCAUUAUUAGGGUACAAAAAAGGCAUUAAUUAAAAAAAAAAAGUUGAAAAAAAAAUAAAUAGUAUGUUUUACAUACAAAAGGAACUCUCUUAUAUAAUUCUAAAAAUUAUGAAGGCUUAUUUCGGCUGUUAUGUUGGUCGACACCGAUAUUACGAUAACGAUGGUCAUGUACAAAUAAGAAAAGAUCAAAAAUAGUACACUGUCAUAAAUCAUGUUAACAAGGACAUUUGAUUUAACAGCUUUUAGCUUUGAAAAAAAAAUGCUUUUGGAGCAUUUCUUGUGCUUUAAUGCAUCUCAUCAGUCAUCAGUGGACACAAAUGGCACCCGGUUCAUAGACUGACUGAAUUACGGGGGUACAGAAAAAAAAAGCCAGUACACUCAACGUCCUACAAUUUUUUGGUAGAGAUGAUUAUUUUUGUUCAGAUUUACAGUUCUAUAGUUAAAGGGGGGGUUGUAUUACACUGUGGCUGUACAGUGAACUUUACAGCACUCUAGCGUCUGCCGUAGUAGAGCAACUAUAAGAGUUUUAUCACAGAGGAAAUGUCUAUUGCACUGUAAACUUUGCAGAUUUUGAGAUAUUACAGAUAAUUAUUCUAUUAAACAAAGAGAGGAGCAGGUUUAUGGACACAGAUUAUAUUUAAGAAAGAAAAAAGAGAAUAUAAUAAGGGUUUAUUUACCCCCCCCUGCCUAAAAUAUACCAGGCUUAUUGCAGCAAUGGAUGCUCAACGAGACAGUAAUGUAAAUGUUACAGAAAUGCAAUAUUUAUUAUUAUGACCCGACUGUUUCAGGACCUUGCUGUACACCAGAAGCAUUAGGAGAUGCAACGGCUGAGAUUUUACCACACUGUAAACUUUACAGUAAAUGUGACUGUUAACAUGGA